Messenger RNA from Paramisgurnus dabryanus, 1896 nucleotides. The record is from RefSeq and is a predicted model, not a curated record. NCBI's taxonomy places the organism in Eukaryota, Metazoa, Chordata, Actinopteri, Cypriniformes, Cobitidae.
UGUGUCAGUGCUAUGCUGCAGUGACAAAGAGAGUGACUGUGUGAUUGUGCAUGUAGGGGUGGGGAAGACAGAGAGAGGGAGAGAGAUACUGAAAAGAGAUACAGAGCGUGCACGAGGCAGGAGGUGCUCCCUCUAAUCCCAGUUGAGACGCCAGACAGCACUGCACCGGCUGCAACAAUAGACUUAAUGGAGGCUCAGGCAGACUCUAGCGUUGCAGAGCCACUAAAAGAGUUUCAGAAGCUUCUUAAGUCCUCCAGCUCUGCCAGUCUCACAAGUGAGGCGUCCCACAAUGCUUCAGGAGAACAACAUUUUGGUACUCCAGCACAUCACGGCAGUCAGGUGCUGAUCACAGAGAAACGGCAGCCUCUAAGCAGCGUGUCCUCACUGGAGGUUCACUUUGAUCUCCUGGACCUGACGGAGCUUACAGACAUGUCUGAUCAAGAACUGGGAGAAGUGUUUGCUGACUCUGAUGAUGAGAAUCACACAGAAUCUCCAGCGAUUCACCCCACAGAUCGCCAGCAGCCCCCAUUACCCCGAUUUCCACACAGCGGGUACGUCCGAUCGCCCUCCUGGACUCGUGGCGGAAAGGGGGAACAGCAGCCAAGAGACCGAAAACACCACAGCGACUCGGAAAACACAGAGCCUGUGCUGAAAAUAGAGCGCUCUCAAUCCCAGCAGCCUUGAGACAGCCCAGCCGCUUCAGGGGCUCAGGGAGAAAACAAAGCCCUUACAUGGGGAACAGAGGUUCCUCCUCAAGCAAAGAAAUGAGGAACCACUGGGGUCAAAAGACACUGUGAUCCCACCUAAAGAUAAAGAAAUCCCUUUGCCCGUUUUGAAGGGUAAGGAGAAAGCUCCAAAGCUGGGGUAAGUGUAGACUUUUCCCCAAGACCGGGUUCUUGGGAGACCUCCCUGUGACUUGGUCACAUCUAACUACUGACUUGUGUGACUACUGCAUAUGGAGACCUUGAAGCAUGAUGUAGCAUUAUGUGACUAAAGUAAUCGGAGAGAAAUGUGAAUCUGAAAAGCAACUGAGGACUUUCACAUGGACCCGCAUGGAUCAAGAACAGUGCAAUGUGUCAAAGCAGAAUGCUUCAGUUGAGAUAGGACACAUUCAGAGCGGCUACAGCAUGGUUCAAGACAUGCUUGUUGCAGUGGUUUGACAAAGAGGCUACAAGAAUGACCAACAAAAGUGUCCUUUCAGAGAUUCUGCAUGAAAAUUGGAUGACAAAGUUCAUGUCUUAAGCCAGGAACAUACUCUACACAUCUACAGUACAUGAAGGCAAAUGUGUCCAUUUCACUGCAUUCAAAAAUCAACUAUUGGCUGCAUUCUCAGCAUUACCACUUGGGGAGUUAUAUUGGGCAUCAAAUCGUCAACAUUUUGUUUUCUCUUUCAGGUCAAAUACUUUCAUGAUGGAGCAACAGUUUGAAACGAAUCAUGCUGAGCAAGUUACUUAACUGUCUGUUGCUACUGUAGAUGUCUAACACAUUUUGCAGAAAUUUGUUAUUAAGCAAGUACAUCAAAAUCUGUGUUCAACUCCGUCUCCUUACCGCGAUUCACAAUGGUAAGCUUAAAGGAAAACACGACUGUUUUUCAAUAUUUUACUAUGUUCUUACCGCAACUUAGAUUAAUUAAUUUAUACCUAUCUUUUUUCAAUGCGUGCACUUUUAAUCUUUGUACAGCGCCACGUGAAUGUGUUAGCAUUUAGCCUAGCCCCAUUCAUUCCUAUGGCUCCAAACAGGGAUGAAUUUAGAAGCCACCAAACGCUUCCAUGUUUUCCCUAUUUAAAAACUGUUACAUGAGUAGUUAAAUGAGUAAGUAUGGUGACACAAAAUAAAACUUUUGUUUGGAGCCAUAGGAAUGAAUAGGGCUAGGCUAAAUGCCAACACCUUCAAGAA